AUGGCCGAGACAGUGCAAGCAGAGGCCCAAUACGAUGCAUCUGAUGACGAGCUUCAACCGGCGGAGUCGAUACCCAUCGACCGCGCUGGUGUCGUAGAGAGUGAUGUGAUGGCGGAACUUCCCUACAAGCAUGAACUUGACAGGAAAAUACAAAUCACCGAGGACAUUUCUGAUAAAAAACAAGCGGUACAACUGCAAGUAGCACACCGACGGAAAAGUCCAAAAACUGGGAAGGCGGAAUACCAGCUGAGAAAAAUCGGUGAUGUGACAGGCAAAUUGUAUUCCAAUGGCAAGUGGUACAGAGAGAAGGAUGUGAGGCGACUCUAA
Messenger RNA from Plenodomus lingam JN3, 327 nucleotides. RefSeq lists its product as uncharacterized. The record is from RefSeq and is a predicted model, not a curated record. NCBI's taxonomy places the organism in Eukaryota, Fungi, Ascomycota, Dothideomycetes, Pleosporales, Leptosphaeriaceae.